AUGGAGACUUUUGACUAUACUGAGUCCAAUGAAACGCGUUCCUUCGACAGAGAAAACAGUGAAACCGGUACCGAAAGUAAUAGGAGAUGGUCGCAAAAAACGAUGGUCGAUUUUAUGCUACCGGGCGACGACUCACAUGAUGACGUAGAUGCAUACCCAUUGAAAAAUAUGAGCAACAAAGUUCCUUCGACUAAAAAAGAAGAUUUUGACUAUAAUGAUGAUUCACUGGUGAAUGGCAAAAUUCCGGCAUACAAAGAAACGUUAUUUCUCAAUAUUACUAAUGGCAUAAAAAAAGCUUUACACACUGCUCUUUCUCAUAAUUAUUUCGGGAAAACCACGUCCUCUCACAGUAACGAGAGUAAAAAGAAUAUUACAACGUCAAAACACAAUUACAGCAAGUACAAAAGAAAUUCCUUGAAGAGUAAAAAAUUCCGAAAAGUCACUUCUUUUGGAAGCAUGAUGUCGUCUGAUAUUCCAUUAUCAGGUUUAACUAACUCGUCGGAUAAAAAGAAAGAAUUGGAAGGUGAUAAAUAUGCUGUGAGAAAGAGCUCGUUCGAAGAAGACAGCGAAGAUGAUUCUACGCUCAUAGAUUUGGAUGAGUAUAUGGUGAGCAGUGAGGAGGAGAAUGAGGAGUGCUUUGUGAUGGAUUCACAUAAAGAAAUAGUUAAACUACUUGACCUCAAGAGUUUUGUGGAUGAUCAUAAAAUAUCGGAUGAUAAGCUGGAGAAUGUUAAAUGUGAGUGCUGA
Messenger RNA from Acaulospora colombiana, 747 nucleotides. NCBI's taxonomy places the organism in Eukaryota, Fungi, Glomeromycota, Glomeromycetes, Diversisporales, Acaulosporaceae. The record is from the annotation of a GenBank genome assembly.